AUGGCUCUCCCCCCCACCACCGCCAUCUCCCCACCCCCCGUCCCCGCCUCCCUCGAGACCUACACCUUCCCCUCCUCCCGGCUGCAGCGCACCCUCUCCGACCCCACCAAGACCCCGCUAGUGCUCGUCGCCUGCGGCUCCUUCUCGCCAAUCACCCACAUGCACCUGCGCAUGUUCGAGAUGGCCGUCGACCACGUAAAGCAGAACAUGUCCUCCACGCACGAGGUCGUCGCCGGCUACCUCUCGCCCGUCUCAGACCGCUACAACAAAGCCGGCCUCGCCAGCGCCCUACACCGCGUCCGCAUGUGCGAGCUCGCAUGCAACGAGGCCUCCACCUGGCUCAUGGUCGACCCCUGGGAAGCCGUCCAGCCCGACUACCAGCCCACCGCCGUUGUCCUCGACCACUUUGCCCACUGCAUCAACGACACCCUCGGCGGCAUCUCGGGCGUCCCCGCCAAGAUCAUGCUCCUCGGCGGCUCGGACCUCCUGCAGACCAUGUCGCAGCCCGGCGUGUGGUCCGCCGCAGACCUGGCCCACAUCCUCGGCGACUACGGCCUGCUGGUGGUGGAGCGCAACGGUACGGACGUCAGUGAGGCGCUGGCGCCGCUGGCGCGCUGGCAGGAUAAUAUUUGGAUCGUUAGGCAGCUGAUUGCGAAUGAUAUCUCGAGUACGAGGAUUAGGCAGCUGAUUCGUCAGGGUAUGAGUGUGAGGUAUCUGUUGCCGGGGGUGGUGGUGGAUUAUAUUAGAGAGCAUAGGCUGUAUGGGGAGCAUGAGGAGUUCAAGGAGACGAGGAGUAGUAGUAUGCCGCCGCUGUGUAGGGCGCAUGGGAAGGGGACUUGUGUUCCUGGGGCGGCGGCGGCGGCGGCGGCGGUGGGAGGGGGUGGGGGUGGGGGAGGGGGGUUGUGCGUCCCGAGGGCGCCGCAGAUGGUGAGGUGUGUUAGCGCGCAGCGGGAGAGGGCACCGAGUAAGAUGAGGGAAGAGAUGAGCAUUGAUAGUGAUGAUGAUGGGGAGGUGGAUGAUGCGACGCAGAAGGUGGAGGAGGAGAAUACUAGGGGCCGCAGACCGUCAUCGUGA
Morchella importuna is the source of this 1074-nucleotide messenger RNA. RefSeq lists its product as uncharacterized. The coding region runs from base 1 to 1074 and encodes 357 amino acids. Lineage: Eukaryota; Fungi; Ascomycota; Pezizomycetes; Pezizales; Morchellaceae. Gene Ontology annotation, molecular function: nicotinamide-nucleotide adenylyltransferase activity; nicotinate-nucleotide adenylyltransferase activity. The record is from RefSeq and is a predicted model, not a curated record. Gene Ontology annotation, biological process: NAD+ biosynthetic process. The transcript is spliced from 2 exons.